UUUCAGCCACUUGACGGCGCUGACAUCGUCGUUCUUUCCAUUCUCAUUCUUCGUGGAGUGCAUUUCGUCUGCGACGGAAAAUGUCUCACCGGAAAUUCUCAGCGCCUCGCCAUGGCUCGAUGGCAUUCUACCCCAAGAAGCGCUCUGCGCGUCAUCGUGGCAAGGUCAAGGCGUUCCCCAAGGACGACGCUUCGAAGCCGGUGCAUCUGACGUGCUUCAUCAGCUACAAGGCCGGCAUGACGCACAUCGUGCGCGAGGCUGAUCGUCCGGGAUCCAAGAUCAAUAAGAAGGAAGUUGUGGAGGCCGUGACUGUCCUGGAGACUCCGCCGGUGAUUGUUGUGGGCGCCGUGGGCUACAUUGAGACUCCCUUCGGCAUGCGCGCGCUGUCCACUGUGUGGGCGCAGCACUUGUCCGAGGAGUGCCGCCGUCGCUUCUACAAGAACUGGUACAAGAGCAAGAAGAAGGCCUUCACCAAGGCGUCCCGCAAGUGGGCCGAUGAUCUGGGCAAGAAGGCUAUCGAGAAUAACUUCAAGAAGAUGGCUCGCUACUGCAAAGUCAUCCGCGUCAUCGCUCAUUCGCAGAUCAAGCUGAUCAAGCAGCGCCAGAAGAAGGCGCACAUCAUGGAGAUCCAGCUGAACGGCGGCAGCGUCGAGGACAAGAUCAAGUGGGUGAAGGAGCAUCUGGAGAAGCCGGUGCCGGUGAGCGAGGUGUUCGCCCAGGACGAGAUGAUCGACUGCAUUGGUGUGACGAAGGGCAAGGGCUUCAAGGGUGUCACGAGCCGUUGGCACACCAAGAAGCUGCCGCGCAAGACGCACAAGGGUCUGCGCAAGGUGGCUUGCAUUGGCGCCUGGCAUCCGAGUCGCGUGUCCUUCACCGUGGCGCGUGCUGGUCAGAAGGGCUACCAUCAUCGCACGGAGAUCAACAAGAAGAUCUACCGCAUCGGCGCUGGAAUCCACACCAAGGACGGCAAGCUGGUGAAGAACAACGCCUCGACGGAGUACGACUUGACGGACAAGUCCAUCACGCCGAUGGGCGGAUUCCCGCACUAUGGCGAGGUGAACAAUGACUUCGUGAUGAUCAAGGGGUGCUGCAUUGGGCCGAAGAAGCGCAUCGUGACGCUGCGCAAGUCGCUGCUGGUGCACUCGAAGAGGUCGGCGCUGGAGAAGAUCAACCUCAAGUUCAUCGACACGUCGUCGAAGAUGGGCCACGGUCGCUUCCAGACCACGGCCGACAAGGCGGCCUUCAUGGGACCGCUGAAGAAGGAUCGUAUUCGCGAGGAGAAAUUGCUCGCCGCCGCUUCCAAGACGGCUUAAAUGUGCGCAGAUCUUGAUUAAUAAAGAGAUCCAGGAAUAACAA
Molecule: messenger RNA, 1356 nt
Organism: Phlebotomus argentipes
Lineage: Eukaryota; Metazoa; Arthropoda; Insecta; Diptera; Psychodidae
Gene: RpL3
Product: large ribosomal subunit protein uL3
Exons: 6
Coding region: 81-1313 (410 amino acids)
Biological process (GO): ribosomal large subunit assembly; translation
Cellular component (GO): ribosome; cytosolic large ribosomal subunit
Molecular function (GO): RNA binding; structural constituent of ribosome
Source: RefSeq, a predicted model, not a curated record